UGUGAUAGUAAACAAGUAAUCUGGCAGUUACUACAUAAGAUUUCAAUAGCAGUGAUUAACUGUUUUUUUACAUCGGAAAUUAUUUAUCUUGUUUCUCUUAGACCAUUUCGAUUAAAAUAAAUUUAUAUAACGGAUAAAACUCGAAAUUCGUUUAUCGUUUACACUUACAAUUAAUAAAUAUGGACGAAGCACAGUCUGUGGAUGAGACAACAUUUGUUAUAGAUGAUGUCAGUACUAUUAUUAAAGAAGCUGUUGAGGGUAUUAUAGCUGGAAAUGCUUAUCAGCAUAGUAAGGUCAAUCAGUGGACCAACAGUAUUGUGGAACAGAUCUUAGGACAACUAACAAAACUUAAUAAACCCUUCAAGUAUAUAGUGACCUGUAUAGUUAUGCAGAAGAAUGGUGCAGGAUUACAUACAGCUAGUUCUUGUUACUGGGAUGAUUCCACAGAUGGAAGCUGCACGGUCAGAUGGGAAAACAAAACUGUAUACUGCAUUGUUUCAGUUUUUGGUCUAGCCAUAUGAAUUGCCAUCACUUUGCCUGCCAUUAAACAAUAAAAUUUAUUUAUAAAACUCUCCCUUAUGAUUCUCUAUUACAAGUAAUAAAGAUCAAAAUUAAAAAUCUGA
Centruroides sculpturatus (bark scorpion) is the source of this 623-nucleotide messenger RNA. It is a transcript of the gene Dlc90F, whose product is annotated as dynein light chain Tctex-type 1-like. Lineage: Eukaryota; Metazoa; Arthropoda; Arachnida; Scorpiones; Buthidae. The coding region runs from base 180 to 521 and encodes 113 amino acids. Gene Ontology annotation, biological process: microtubule-based movement. Gene Ontology annotation, molecular function: dynein intermediate chain binding. The record is from RefSeq and is a predicted model, not a curated record. Gene Ontology annotation, cellular component: cytoplasm; cytoplasmic dynein complex. The transcript is spliced from 5 exons.